AUGAAGUCGCUUACGGCGCAGGGUCUGGAGCAGUUGUGCUCUGGAGAGCAUCUUCACCUACUCAAUGCCGUCGACUCGCUCCGCUCGCAAGGUGUCAGCCAUUACAUAUCCUUGCCUCAGAUUAUUGUGUGCGGCGACCAGUCCUCUGGAAAAAGUUCAGUCUUGGAAAGCAUCUCUGGCGUUUCUUUCCCGGUCAAAAGCAGCUUGUGCACUCGGUUCCCGACCGAGCUCAUUCUUCGCAAGACUACUGUUUCCUCCAUCAAUGUCUCUAUUGUGCCGCACCAAUCUCGCAGCGAAUCCGACAAGGAAUCUCUUUCCAAGUUCCACGAGAACUUGCCAGACUGCCAAGACCUACCUGCGCUAAUCGAUAGCGCAAAGUCUGCCAUGGGCGUGAUGACAGUGGGCAAAGCGUUUUCUGGAGAUAUCCUGCGCAUUGAAGUCAAUGGCCCGGACCGCCCGCAUCUCACCAUUGUGGACUUGCCGGGACUCAUUCAUUCCGAAAACAAGCACCAGUCCGCAUCAGACAUUCAGCUCAUCAACAAUGUUGUACAGGGGUACAUGAAAGAGCCCCGAAGCAUUAUCCUGGCUGUUGUAUCAGCCAAAAAUGACUACGCCAACCAGAUUGUUCUGAAACUCGCCCGUGAAGCAGAUCCUAGAGGGACGAGAACCCUAGGGGUCAUCACCAAGCCAGACACGCUCAUACCGGGAUCUGGGAGCGAGCACAUGUUUGUCUCUCUGGCGAGAAACCAAGAUGUCGAGUUCCGCCUGGGCUGGCACGUAUUGAGAAACCGCGACACCGAAGCGGAAAAUUGGACAUUUGACCAGCGCGAUGCCGCAGAGCUUCAGUUUCUGUCAUCAGGUGCCUGGGCAGGCCUUUCUUCAAAAGACUUGGGCAUCAAGUCCUUGAGAGACCGAUUGAGUGACGUCCUUGUGCGCCAGAUUGUCUCUGAGCUCCCGAAUCUCAUUGAAGAAAUCGGAGAAUUGUCUGCUCAAUGCCAAAAACGUCUUGACAAGCUCGGUCUACCACGAGAAACCAUCUAUGAACAGAGAAUGUAUCUCAUCCAGAUUAGUCAAUCAUUCCAAGCUAUGCUUCGGGCUACGAUUGAUGGCACAUACAACGACCCGUACUUUGGGGAUGCCAUGUCAUCGAACGGCUAUCACAAGCGCACCCGAGCCGUUGUUCAGAAUCUCAAUCGAGCCUUUGCAGAAGACAUGGCCCGCAACGGUCAACGGUACAACGUCGUGGCCGACGGCAAGAAUGCAGCCUCAGAGAGUAGCGAGCUAUUGACUCGUGAGGAAUACAUUAAGAAAAUAGUCUUGAUCAUCCAAAGAGGCCGAGGUAAAGAGCUGCCUGGCAUGUUCAAUCCCAUGGUCGUCACAGAACUAUUCAAGGAACUCUCAUCGCCGUGGAGCAAGAUUGCAGAAAGCCACAUACAGAAAGUGUGGGAGGCGGUUCGCCUGUCGUUGAGCCAUCUUGUAACGCACAUUGCAGACACUACCACUGUCAAGGCAAUCUUGACGCGUGUUUUUGAGCCCAAGUUGGAUUUCUUGCGGAAAGCCUUAUAUGAGAAGCUGUCGGGGCUACUCAAGCCACAUCAAAGCGGACAUCCCAUUACCUACAACCACUACUUUACGGCAACUCUACAGAACAUUCGCCGGGAGCGCGAAAGGUCGAGAGUCAUGGCGUUAUUGACGGAAGAGUUUGGCCAAAUUUCCAUGUCGACGAAAACUUUUGUUAGCAGAUCUAUCGACUUCGAGGGAUUUGUUGACCGACUCGUUCUUCCACAAGAGCCGGAUAUGGAUCAUUUCUCCGCCUGUGAGGCGCUAGACUUCUUAGAUGCGUAUUACAAGGUUGCCCUGAAGCGCUUCGUCGAUGACGUUGCGGUUGAAGUUAUUGAGGCUUGUCUUUUGGAAAAGCUCAGCGAUAUUAUGGACCCGAGCUCCAUCUUUAUGAUGAGCGAGGCUGAAGUUGCUGGCAUCGCGGCGGAGACGGAAGAGAGUCGGGCAGCCCGCGAAGAACUGAAGACUAAGUUGAAGAUACUCAAAGGCGGAGAUGAAACUUGCAAGAAAUUUGCGGCGCUCUAUUUUAACGUUCUGGGCAAUGCCGUGAGCGAUACGAGUAACACGGUCGAUCGAUCUAGUGAUACUGGAGACGAGGGGCCCGCAACAGAUCCAACGGCAGCAACUCAUAGCGAUGGAGAAUCUGUCUGUGAGGCUGCUCCCGAGGCCGCCUCAUCCAUGAAUCAUGUCUUGGAGGAACCGAUGACUGAGCCGGCUCCUGAGCCGAUACCUUCUAUGGUUGACGAUACUGCAUGGCCUACCAGUAGUAAAAUGUCAAAGAAGGCAAAACUUAAAAGAAUGAGGGAGAAGAGGAAGGCAUCGUCUGAAGAGACUGCACCUGAGCCUGACGCUGAGCCUGACGAGAGGCCUGAAGAGCAGUCUGCAGAGGCAACUCCAAAUCCUUACGGCUGUUCCUGGUCCAGAUGA
This is a messenger RNA of Beauveria bassiana ARSEF 2860, 2487 nucleotides long. Its product is annotated as dynamin GTPase. Bases 1 to 2487 code for a protein of 828 amino acids. Gene Ontology annotation, molecular function: GTPase activity; GTP binding; microtubule binding. NCBI's taxonomy places the organism in Eukaryota, Fungi, Ascomycota, Sordariomycetes, Hypocreales, Cordycipitaceae. The transcript has 3 exons. The record is from RefSeq and is a predicted model, not a curated record. Gene Ontology annotation, cellular component: membrane; cytoplasm; microtubule.